ACUUGUCUUCACAAAAUAUCCCCCUAGGGGGUAUGUUCUGUGCUUGUCUUUAUCUAUGAGUCAAAAAUGGCAGCCUGAAAUGUAAAGGUGCUAAAAACUGUUGUGUUUUUUUAUCAAAUCGGUUAGUAAAACCCACUGUAAGCAUGGGAAAAGAGCCUCUCUAGUUACUCCAAAAUCUGCAAUAAACCAGCAAACGCCCAAGGAAAAUUGUCAAGAAUCAUAGCCACUAUCCCAAUAAUUAGUAGAAUUAAGUAAUUUCCUACAAAAUGUUUAACUUUUUGGAUAGUAAAUUGUUGCCAAAGAUUCUUCUUAAGCCAUUGGCAACUGAUAGUUAUGAAGCGGACAAUUUAAUAAGCACUGAUUUUUCGAGUAAAGCUCGAGGUUUUAUAGCGUAUCCUUCAAUCAAACCGCCUGUGGAAUUGGAAUUUGAAUUUUUAUGUGAAGUAAAUAUUGCGUAUAUUGUUCUAAACACUUCGGUGGGCAACCACAGAUGUUCAGGCAUUGAACUCUUUGCCAAGAAUUCGACUGGCGAGUAUUGUUCAAUCGCUAGGGCUGUUUAUGAGGCUCCUAUUGUGAUUUUUUGCAACAAGAGGGACUAUUCGAUGUCAAACCCUCCUCCUUGUCGUUUUUCCAAAAGUACCACAGAGCUGAAUUUUCUGAAAGGUUGCGCCUUUAAGUUUUUCCUGAACGCUGCAGGCCUGAAAAUUGUCAUAUUUAGGACCCAAAGGUCAGUACCCUGCUUAGCGUCGGUGGAAGUUUGGGGAAAACCAGCAAGAUCUUGCUCUCAAAAGACUGUUGAUACUGUACAACGACUUGUUAUUGAAAAAAUCUCCGCUGUAGAGCCUGUAGAAGCUGAAACGGUGCAAUUUAAAAUCCCUGGUGAAUUUAAAGACGAUCUAACGUAUCAGCUAAUGACUAUUCCUUAUACGUUACCCAGUGGAAAAACCGUGGAUUAUACCACUCUAGAGAAACACGUGGAAAGUGAAAAAUCGUUCGGGAGGAAACCAGGCGAUCCUUUCACAGGAAUUAAAUUCACGGAGACUUUGAAACCUGUGUUAAACGUGGCCUUAAAGAGUAGAAUUGAUAUGUUCUUGUUGAGAAAUAGUCACGCGACUGAGACUUUUAAUUUAAAAAGAACCUUAGGACUAGGCAAUGCACCUAAAAGGCUUAAAGGCCCCAUAAGUAGCGACGAGCGAGAGUUAAACGGUGCUAGCACUGAGGUGGAUAUUUUAAUACAAAAAGCCAAAACUGAUCCGAAUUUUACAUCGUUUUCUAGUUCGAAUGAAUGUACUGAAAAACACUGCGCGUUUUGUAAGAAAACAUUUCAGUCUUUGUAUGAACUUCCGUGCAAGCAUUUCUACUGCAGGAAGUGUUUAUUGUCAAUUUGCGCCGACUGUGUGUGUAUGGAAUGUAAAAUAGUGUUUACCAAAAGGGAUGUUAAUAAAAUUGAUUUGUAAUUAA
Molecule: messenger RNA, 1461 nt
Organism: Dendroctonus ponderosae (mountain pine beetle)
Lineage: Eukaryota; Metazoa; Arthropoda; Insecta; Coleoptera; Curculionidae
Gene: Ubox5
Product: RING finger protein 37
Exons: 2
Coding region: 267-1457 (396 amino acids)
Biological process (GO): protein polyubiquitination
Cellular component (GO): nucleus
Molecular function (GO): ubiquitin protein ligase binding; ubiquitin-ubiquitin ligase activity
Source: RefSeq, a predicted model, not a curated record